Molecule: messenger RNA, 3123 nt
Organism: Perca fluviatilis (European perch)
Lineage: Eukaryota; Metazoa; Chordata; Actinopteri; Perciformes; Percidae
Product: nuclear factor 7, brain-like
Exons: 1
Coding region: 251-1771 (506 amino acids)
Molecular function (GO): protein binding; zinc ion binding
Source: RefSeq, a predicted model, not a curated record
AGAAAUUAAAGUGUAGUUGUUGCUGCUGUACGUGCUGUGUUGUGUAUCAUACUGUUCAUUGAUUUAUUAAGUGUUUACAGUUAGGCGCUCGGUUACACUGGGAAUACUGGAACACUUCAACCAGCUGCCGAAUCCACUUAAAGAAAGGAAGUUUUACAAGAACAAAGACUCAAAGUGAGCGCAAGUUUGAGGAAACAGGGAGUGACUGAGCUGUCGGCCUGCUGUGUUUUCAGUUUCACUCAGAGACUAAAUGGCUUCAAGAUUAGAGGAAGAUCUCCGCUGUCCUGUCUGCCAUGAAGUCUUUAAAGAUCCUGUCAUCCUGUCAUGUACCCACAGCUUCUGUAGAGACUGUCUGCAGGGCUACUGGAGACAGAAACAAGAACGUGAGUGUCCAGUUUGUAGGAAAAUAUCUUCAAAGUCAAAACCACCUUUAAAUCGGGUGUUAAAGAACCUGUGUGAGAGUUUCUUACUGGAGAAAGAUCGGAGAGCUUCAGAGGCUCGCUGCAGUCUGCACUCUGAGAAACUCAAACUCUUCUGUCUGGACCAUCAGCAGCCAGUGUGUGUCGUCUGCAGAGAUUCAGAAACACACUCCAACCACAGAUUCAGACCCAUCGAUGAAGCUGCAAAACAAUGCAAGAAGGAACUUCAGGAAACUCUGGAGCCCUUAAAGAAGAAGAUAAAGGUUUUUAAACAAGUUAAAGUGAAGUUUGAUCAAACAGCAGAACACUUGAAGGUCCAGGCACGAUGCACAAAGAAGCAGAUUAAGGAUGAGUUUAAGAAGCUUCGCCAGUUUCUAGAAGAGGAAGAGGAGGCCAGGAUCGCUGCACUGAGGGAGGAAGAGGAGCAGAAGAGUCAGAGGAUGAAGAAGAAGAUGGAGGCUCUGAGCAGAGAGAUAGCAGCUCUUUCAGACACAGUCAGAGAUACAGAGGAGCAGCUGAGAGCUGAAGACGUCUCAUUCCUGAUCAACUACAAGGCUGCAGUAGUAAGAGUCCAGCAGAGCCCCCUGCUGGAUGAUCCACAGCUGCUCUCAGGAGCUCUGAUAGACGAGUCCAAACACCUGGGCAACCUGAGCUUCGACAUCUGGAACAAGAUUAUGGAGACGGUCUCCUACACUCCUGUAAUUCUGGACCCAAACACUGCUCAUCCAUGCCUGACCCUGUCUAAAGAUCUGACCAGAGUGAGAGUAGGAGGAGAGUAUUCGCAGCUUCCUGAUAAUCCAGAGAGGUUUGAUUCUCAUCUCUCUGUCCUGGGCUCUGAGGGCUUUACUUCAGGGACUCACAGCUGGGAGGUCAAGGUUGGAGACAGUAAAUACUGGGCUCUUGGUGUGUUAGCAGGGUCUGUCCAGAGGAAGGGAGACAUACAGUUAGGAUUAUGGACAUUAAUGUUCUAUAAAGGUAAAUACGUAAUGCUGUCACCAUCAGAUCCAGACAUUGAUCUACCAUUUAGGAAGAAGCCCCGGAGGGUCAGAGUGACUCUGGACUGGAACAUAGGAAAGCUGUCGUUCUCUGAUCCUGAUACGGACACACGCAUACACACCUUCACACACACUUUCACUGAGAAGAUGUUUCCAUACAUAAGAACUGAGGAUGAACUGAAGGUCUUACCAGCGAAGGUCUUUGUGACUGUAGACAUAGAUGCAGAUAAACAUCUCUUUUCCCUCCUUGAGUAUUUGGGGAACAUGUCAUCAUGUUGUCCUGAUGAUGUUGUUGGAUGUUAUUGUUUGAUGAUAAUAUCUACAGUAUUUCAACAAAUAAUACGUCAAAGAUAUUAAGAUUUUAAAACCACAGUCAAGCAGACUUUGACAUGUAGGUUUUCCAAUUCACACUUUGUUGAGCUCAACUGGCUCCCUGUGGAGUCUCGUGUUACUAUGUUAAGACUGACCAUGACUAAGAAAAUAUUGUUUGGUAGUGUCCCAAUUUUUUUGUUGUGUCUUAUAACUAAGGUAAAUAAUAUUAAUAUUAUUUACUCGUGGCAGCAUAUCUGACCUGUGUCCUUAUAGAUUUAAGACAGUGUUAGGGAAGGGAACCUUUGCAUAUAUGGGGGCAGUUCAGUGGAACAAGUUAGAUUGUCAUAUUAUAUUCAUUUCCAGCCUGAACUCUUUUAAAAAGAAUAAAUUAAAGGGCAAGUUACUAUUUUUAUUUAUUUAAGAAAAAUGUUUUUAUGUUAUGUCAUUGAGUAUCUUGUCUUGUCCUGAUGUGUGUUGAGGACCACAAUGGAAAUAAGUCUUGGACUUUAUUGUGUUUUUAUCCUCGAUUGUAUUUGAUGUCCUUUUAUCAUGUGUAAGGCACUCUCUUACAAUUAACUAAAUCAAAUCAAAAUCCAGGAUCUUAAUCGAGAAACUAGGUUUUCUGAGAACACCCUGGAUCAGGUCUGUUGAACUUCAGUCCGUGUUCCAGAUUUGGGUUUUAUAUAGUACCAUGAUCCAGAUACAAUUGGUGAACUUGGAGAAGAAACCAGGUUUACAGCUGCGUUUACACAACUUACUCAUGUAACAUCAUCCAAAUUAAUCACUCAUGUGUCUGUAUUACUUAUUAAAGGUGCUUUAGGCCACUGGUUCUCAAACUUUUUCAGUAAUGUACCCCUUUUGAAUUGUUUCUUUAAGCCAAGUACCCCCUGACCAGCGCUAAUCAUUUUCGAUAGAAAAAAAAGUGUAUAUAAAGAGGAAGAAUACAGCGCUGUCAACAACAGCCUUGUAACUAAAAAAACAUUUAAAUUACCCCAGGUAAUAAGGUUAUUGAACGAUAGCACAACAGGAAGGAGGGCUGUGGUCUGAACUUAGUCACUUAUGUAUAUUGUGUUUGGAUAUUCUAGAUGUUUUUAAAUGCUAUUAUGUUUUAAAAUUGUUAUUAUUGACUGGUGCAGAGAGAGUGCUAAGGCACAUUGUAUUUCAUCGCUUCAGAUACUUCGUACUAAUACGCAUAUGACAAUAAACUUGAACUGAACUGAACUGUACUUUUGAACGUGCACGUUCCAAAGCAAGUUCCUUUCUGAGACUAUUUAGCAGAGGCACCGUGGCUCCGUCCAGAGCUUAGCCCCGCCCAAGAUGAUUGUGAUUGGUUUAAAGAAAUGUCAAUAAACCAGAGCACAUUUUACUCCCAUCCCAGAAUGCUGUGUGGACUAUCC